Messenger RNA from Drosophila simulans, 12397 nucleotides. RefSeq lists its product as uncharacterized. Bases 9104 to 9646 code for a protein of 180 amino acids. The transcript has 4 exons. Lineage: Eukaryota; Metazoa; Arthropoda; Insecta; Diptera; Drosophilidae. The record is from RefSeq and is a predicted model, not a curated record.
GGAAAUGGGUUGGCGAGGGGAGUGGAAAAGAAAGGGAAAACCACCCACAAUUCGCAUUCUAACUGAAGGCAAAAGUUUUUCCUUGCACAAAUAACUCGACUUCUGCGACUCAACUCGCUUUGAAUGCUUUGCAAUUUCCGCUCUUCUAAAUUUGUUGAAAAUAUUUCUUUCCUCCGCCACUCCUCCCCCUCGUUUCCCCCCAGCCCCCACGAAAAGCGAGAAAAACUUUUCUGCUGUGGGAAUAACAACAACAACAACAACAACAGCAACAACAGGGUAGCACAACCCAUGACUGACUGCCCAACCUUGCGUAAUAUUUUAAUAAAUUUUUGUCGCCAGGCAUUCGGCUGGCCAUUUUCGCAUUGGAGCAAGCGAGCUAGAUAGCAGGGGGGUGCGAGCGAGAGAGCGCCACACAAUAGCAACUCUGAUUGCUGCCACUAACCUUUGUCCGAUUUCCGUUCGCCAUUCCUGUUGUGCGGCGCCUGCGUCCUAAUUAAAAACGCUGGCAAAAUGUAGGAUAAAAGCGGCAAAAGUGCGUCGAACCUGUCAAGCCAAAAACGGGAAUAAAACACGGAAAGAAACAGGUGAUAUUUCAAAAGUAUUCACUACACUGCUCUUAACUUUCUAGAGGUAAAGUUGGAUAUGACAACUCCACAAGGAAUAUAUCAUUUCAAACUGCAGGCACAAAUCUAGACUAAUUCGAGUUUAAAUAUUGAAUUAGACAUUAAUCGUUUCAUAGUUAAUUCAAUAAAAAUGAGUUUAUUAUAAUGAUUGCAAAAUUGCAUAUACCGACUUAUAUAUGCUUACUUCACUCAAAAGCUGAUAAAAGCAAUAAAAAACUAAAUUUGGUUUAACAAAAUAACAGUAUUGUGAUUAAGAUGUCUGAUGUCUAUAUUCAUGCCUUUUUCUACUUCCUUUGUAAUAUGUUUUUCCCGCCGUGCAAGGAUCAGCUAAGCAGCAGGACAUGGCCUGUCACUUGAUUCCUGCGCCGGAGUGGAGUGUGCACCGGUGGAAUUUCCAUGUCAAAGCAGAUUUUCUAACUGAUUUCAUGUCCAGCGAUUUGAGGCGCUCAACAAUUUUCAGUUUGCCAUCCAACUUGCGGCAUCCCGCUCGCUCCGAUGUCCUGUGUUCCGCUGUUUCUACAUAUUCCUUUGGUCGUUGUUGUUGGUCCUGUUCCUGGGCGUACUGGCUGAUGGCUGAUGGCGUUGGCGGCGGCGCCCACUGAUGUGGUAAUAAACACCCCUUGUGCAGUCUAAUGGACCGUAAUUAACUCGUGCGCCGACUGCGACUGCGACGGCAACGGCAACGGCGACAGCGACGUCGUCGUUGUACAAGCGAUGAAUAAUAAUUUUUUGCCAAAGCCACAGAGCCGUAGAGUCGUCCAAUCCGUGGACAACAACAGGACCCAUUCCCAAGCCAGGCCACCACACCACACCGCCCUCUUCCCAUGCCCCACCCCCAACCCCCAGUUGUACUAUAUGGCCAGGCACAGUGGUAACGAUUGCCGAUUUAAUGGCCAAUAAUUUUCGGGCGCCCGAUCGCCGACUGCAUCGCAUUUACAUAUGUAACUAAACUGGCCAAGAGGCAAACCCUGUCCAGAUGUGGGAAAUUACUUAUCGCCUGUCAUUUCGGGUAAUCGCUGUCCCACAUAUUAGGUUCGAUUAUGAGGCAAUCUUUAUGUCCACAGCAAGUUGUUGAUUGUGUGUCGAUUUGAUCCAUAUAGUGUCCAAUAAUAUCAGGAUGAGAUAUGAGUGGGUUUUAUGGCGCGACAACAGAUGUCUACUAAACUGAGAAGGUAAUUUGAGCAAAGGGCGUGCGAUUAACAGAUCGACUUUUUAUGGAUUACAAAUGCGAUAUUGCAUUUGUCCAAAUAUCGUAUUAAUAGCUGGUGCAAUGGGAUGAGCCUAUGGUAUAGGAGUUGGUCCAAAAAACUAGGCUUCGCACAAUAGAAUAGUUUCGAGAGCAAUCGAACUCAAUUAUAUUACCACUUGUUGUCAUUUUCCGCUCCUUUGAGAUAGCACGCCUACUCAUUGAGUUUUUUAAAAAUUUGGCGUGUCAUAACCCUUUUCGGAGACAAUUGGCUCUGCUGGUGGAAUCGUUUCCUACCCAUUGUACCCUGUGGCUCCAGAUUACCAUUGUUGUUGCUGCUGGUCAGGGUGUUGCUGUUGCUGCUGCUGCUGUUGCUGCUGCUGUUGCUGCUGCUGCUGCUGCUGCUGUUGUUUGCGUGACGGAUAUUGCCUUGUCACUUGCAUGUACGAGCAAUGUUAAAACGUGGAGCCGCUUGGCUUGGGUUUCAUCGGCUUUUGCCUUUUUUCCUAGCUCUUUAGCCCCGCACAUCGGUGCGGUCCACUCCAGGUCCUCCGCUUGCCGCUCCCCAUUACCCACCGCUUGUUACCCCCUUUUUUUUCCCAACCAGCGACCGCAGCAACCGCAGAGCGGCAAUCAACGCACAGCUACAUUCAACCAGCCAGCGCGGAGUUUUUGUACCGUUCGAAAGUUGUGCUAAAAUUUAAUUAAUUUCGCAAUUUGCCUAGACGCUGUCGAUUGUAGAUUGUCAAUUGCAGGCUCGUCGACCAAUUUCUAUCUUUUCAGCUCCCCUCACCCAUCGAUGUUUCGUCGAUUUGCGCUUUUUGUGCUUCUCCUCCAGUGGAGCUGCCGAAAAAUUAUGAUGAUUGCCAUCAUCAUCAUCAUCAUACUCAUACUCAUGCCGCUCGCUGCGUUGCAGUGCUUGCACGUAAUACCCAUAGACGAACUCGUAAUACUCCAGAGUAAGCGAGGGGCGUGGCGAAUGGGCGGCGAUUUAGCCAGGGCCAUUAUAAAUACCAAUUUAAUGAGCGCAACAUAUGCAACGGGCGCAAUCCAGGGGCGCGCUGGCCACCCGGAAAAAGGGGGGUGUGAAGCUACAGCAGCGAACGUUUAAUGCGAUUACAUGGCAGCGGCACAUUUGUCAUCGGGGGUAGAGUCGCCCAGUAACGGGCGUACACUGAGCCAAAUUCGAAACGGACGGGGAUUAAUCACGGCGAUAACUCAAUAAGAAAUUAAUAAUGGGCUUAACUUUGAAUAAGUUGCGGGUGUAACUGAACUUUUGGUUAUGCUGUAGUAUUAACAGGGUUUUAAAAACAAUUUUUCAAAGUUGAAGGGAAGUCUUUAUUAUCCUGUCGGCGUUCAUUUAAUAUUGAUUUAUAUAAUCGGGUAAAAAUGCUAUAUAAAAAGAAUUAUUCUUCUUAUUAGCUUAUUAUAUAAAAAGAAAGUUGAAGAGGGCUUUUGAGUUAGAAAAAUACGAUUGUUUUCUACCGAAAUAAUAUUAUUAGUUUAGAUGAUUAUGAAAGCACUUCUCUGCAUCAUUUUCUGUCAGUGAUGUAACUUUUGCAGUGAAUUUUAUGUGCACUGCACUGUGUGUUACAUUUUGAUUUAUGUAAGUUUUGUUCAUUUAUGAUGUUACAUUUCAUGCACUUUUUAUGGGGAGAUUUUUAAGGAGAUUAAAGGCAUGUUUCUUUUGACGAGAUUAAUUGACUGUUUAUGUAAGUUGAACCGAUUGAAAAGUGAUAAGUGGCUCCAAGUGGCGCCCAGAGUUGAAUGCAAUAAUGGCUUAAUCCGUGAAAGAGUUCUCCUAAUAAGCGUAUAAUUGCGCAAGUGCAGUGGCCCCCCGUGAACUUCAACUUCAACUUGAACUGCAACGAAUGCAACUUGCAUCAGCAUCAUCAUCAGCAUCAUCAUCAUCAGCUUCUGUGUCCGUGUGUCAGCUUAAACAAAUCAAGUCAAAUUACUGCAGUGCUAAACAACAGCGAGUAGAGGAAGCAGAAGUAGAAUAUGUGGCACAAACAGGCAACGAAACGAAAUGUAACGAAGCAAAACAAAGUGAAACUGGCGUACCAGCCGCAAGGUUUCGCAUCCGAAAGAUAGAUUUUGCUAUAGCAGAUGCUACUGCCGCUACUACAGCUACUGCUGCUGCUGCCACGCCAAUUGCAUGGCCAUCGUGCAUAACUCCAGCUGGAUUGUCUCUGGUCUGGGGUUCUCUGGUCUGCAGUCGUCCCUGGUACCUUGUCCGUCCCAAUCUCUCUGGUUUUCGUCCGGCAUGCGGGCCACUGCAGUAACAGUAGCACAUCACCACACCGCACCGCACCGCAGCGCACCACGCAGCACAGCAGCGGUGGAAAUGGCAGUAAGAGGAGCUCCAGUCGCCGCUCAUUAAGUGCCACUCCACGACAGUUGUCGCUAAUGCCGCCGCACCGUCCCAGUUCCCCGGGUCAACGUAAAUUUGCAAAUAUUUGCUGGAAUCAGACGAGUGGAGCAAGUGCCACCAUGUGAAGCUGCUACUACGGCUGCCGCUGCAAAAAGGGCUGAAAAAUUCCAGGCAUAUUUGCCCUGCGCGAGCGCAACUUGAGUGUUAGACGUACGAUGCAGAUGCUGAUGGGGAGCAGGGAAGGGGCUUUGCAAAUAGGUCUGUCCUUCAUCCCCUUGAAAACCCUUGCUCCACGAAGAAGUUUGGCACUUUAAAUGCCAAAUGCCAGCCGGGAAACCACUCGCCACUAAUCCAGUCCCAGUCGCAGUCGCAGUACCAGUGCCAGUCCCACAACCAGAGUCCAUCAUUCUCCAAACAGUCCGAUGCAAUUAUCCCCGCCUUGCAAACCCACCUGAGGCAAUCGGUGAAUCUCUUUUUCAUUUCCUUUAUGGGCAACCGCAUAUGGUAUGGCCGUAGCAUAUAGUUAGUGCCGCCGCCCGCCCUCUUUGGAAAAUUUCCAACAAUUGUCAUAUUAUACUUUUAGGUUCUAUUCACUUGGUUCACUCCAUUGUCCUCCUGCGUUCACGUGGCCACUCCCUGGUUUCCCUUUUGAUAACCAUGUCGGCGAAGGGCGCCACUUGCACCCUGUGUACCUGCAGCUGCAACCUGAAAGGUUCCACGGCGAGGAGUGCUCAAAAGAUAUGGGAAAUCUGAACAAGACAAAAAAUAUGGUUUAUUUUCGGACUAGUAAUGUUCAUUAUUAAAGAAACAUCUUUAAUUUUUAACCUAUUUAGGAGCAUUCGUUUGGAAAUCAAUACCAAACACUCCAUAUUCUAAAUUUAUAUAAAGUGCUCUACAGUUCCAGUUCCAGAAAAUAUGCAUAUGGAUCCUCCUGAACUUCUGAGUAAUUUGAUAACUUCUCGGCGUUUCACUUUUGAGAAGGGUGGCCACCAAAUUGGGGUCACCUUUUCAGGGUGGCAUCCUUAUAUGCCAAGUCUGCGUUUGCCAUGAUCAAUUUUAUAAGCAGCUAAUUGGGUCUUUCACUUCGUUAUGGAGGUCAGGUUAGAUCAAUUUUUUAAUGGGCUUUCCUUCUCCUUUCUUGUUCCACCGCAUAUGAGAACAUUUGAGUUGGUUGACAGCCAAGUGUGAGAACUUUUUAUGGCCUCGGCGGGGGGCGACCACGAUGAAUAGAAUAUAUUCUACCACUUAGGAUGGGGUCAUCUCGUGGAGGGAAAACGUCUGGCCACUUGGCUAACUGUUAAGGUGUCACCACAUGGCGGGGUCACCCCACAAAUGGGGUCACCAGCCAGCACCAACAGAUAUUUCUUUUAGACAUUUAAAGGUGUCAACUCACUUGACUUGCCCGAAAGAUGUAAAAAAAAGAACAUUCCAAUCCAUGCCGAAAUGUGAAAUCAUCCCCGCUUCUUGAGCAACCCUCGCAUGGACUAGGAUCACAACUGCCGGGGUUUUCCCUUCGAAGCAGGGCGGUUAAUGACCAUUCAUUGUCUUACCUGACCCACUUGUUCCACUGCCUCCCGAGUUACGAGUUACGAGUUCCUUUGCGCGCGGUGAGUCAGAGCCUUGGUGUAUAAUUUGUAUUUAAAAUGCAACAAACCAUAAUUUUAAAGUUGCCGCUGUGCGUGCAGUUUGUCAAAAAGGCAGGAUGGCCGGUCUGGCAUGAUGAUGAAGUGGAGGCAGGAGGCAACCUGCGGUGCGACUGAAGAAACGGAAUGAAAUUAUUAAGUAUUUGCCUGGCCCCGGCAGUUGGAGAAACAAAGGCCAAAGCUUUUAAAUAUUUAAUAAGUAUACAAAAAUGGAGGAGCACGAACGGAGAGGGAAUCGCAGGGACAUUCGCCUGUUGUUGAGUCAUGUCAAUUGACUGACUGAGUGCCCCGCUGUGGCGGGAGAAAUGGAUGUGGGAAGUGGGAAUUGGGUAUGGGAAUGGAAAUGGAAGUGGAGGUGGAAGUGGAAUCAAUACCAUGGAUGGCCGCCUGCAGGGUUCCCGAGUACUUGUAAGGAUAUACACACACUCGCUGACGUACUCUAACGGUGACAAUAAAUGAGUAAAAAUGACUUCAACGAAACGAAAAUGAAACGACACAGCGACGGACGGACAGACGGACAAAAUCUGUCAUCAACACGCCGCCAGUGAAGAGCAAAAGAUACGAAACGAACCUGGAUACGACGACGCACUCACAGAUACCCACGCACACCCAUGCGGCAGCCAUGAAAUUUGAUACGAUGCGUGUGCGUCACUUGGUGUGUAAACGAAGGGGGGGUGGUGGUGCUGGGGCAGAAGGACACAGGACACGGGGACAGACCAAAGAAAUUUCCAUUUAACAAUAUCGGUCGCAUGUUCUUGGGCAUUUUCCGAAAAUAGUAAUUUAGGCUUUUAAAUUGAAGCUGAGAAAUAUGUCAUCUUGAUGCGCUUGAUUUUAUAUCAAAGUUUGAGUGUGUUUUCUUCUGAGUUCUGAUUAGGAUAUUUAGUAAAAACCAUUGGUUUUGAAAAUACCUUUAAAAUAUACCCCACUUCUUCAGACCACGCUCCAAGUGUCCAAAAGAGGGGUGGUUCGUUGGGUUAUGACCUCCAGAUUAAUAGAGCUCCAAAUUUAUGUUUGCUAUGCUGCGUCUGCCAGAUAUUUACUUUAUGCUUCGCCUAAGAAUUAAUAAAGAAUAACUUGAUUUAUGUACAGCCAUGGGCGUUGGUUUGGGGGGGGCUAAACUUCCGCUUUAUUGGCCAGACAUAUGACGGAAUGAAAGUACUUUGUGGUUAUGUUUCAUUUAUGCUGUUGUUUUUAUUGAGCCUGGCAAAAUAUGAACCAUUGAUGACAUUUUAUUGUUAUUAGCAGAUAAACUCCGGGGUUUCCUUGCUUUGGCAAAUUUAACCAUAAUUUUAGUGCGUUGCUAUGUCACAAGGAUUGAGAAAUUAUGAUGGUUUCUUGAGUAAAAGUGAGAUUUUCAUUAUGAUACUUCGUUGGUUAUGUCAUUAUGCCGUUUUGUUAUGUUAUUAAUUUGGUGAAUUUAUGCAUUUUUCUUGACGAUUUGUUUACCCUCCUUGUGAGAUUACUUGAGGGCUAUAAUUUUUUUGGUAUACCCUUAUUCCUUGCUGGAACUCGGGUUUCCACAUUUACUCGUCAACCUUUUGACUCCCGGGGGCGACUCCCGUGGCUGGUGAAAUUUACAACCUUACCUGUCCUAAUCCCGGUGAUGCAGCAGCAUGCUCGCAGCAACAUAUUUCACUUCUCCUGGCGAGAACAAUGCGAAGGCUUUUAGGGGCGACGAGGAAGAUGCUCCGCUCUACCUGACCCGAAAUGCGGAAAACAAAAGCCGGAGCAGAAACAAAACAACAACAUCGCAGAGAGCUCAACUGCAACACGCAUUGCACCUGGGAUUCUGGUGGCAUGGCAUGGAAUGGAGUAGAGUGGAAUGGCAUGGGAUUGGACAGGGGAUUGGGUGGACCUAAGCGCACGCCUCAGAUUCUUUACCUUUCGGUUUUUUUAUGGAUUUGUGAAACAUUUUAUAACUUUACAUGGAAAUGAUGUGUGUGCGCGAAUGGCGCAGGUGGGGCUGUUUAUUAUGGUAACCUCGAAAACAAGUUGAAACCGGAGACAUGGCGACAAACUAAAUAAUGCCCAGCUUUUGUGUUUGUCCAUUUCGAAGAUGGGCCCACACAGUCGAGAUACAGAUAAAUACGAGAUAAAUGAAGAUUGCGUUUCGGCACUCGAGGCGCCAUUGUAAUAAUAAAGCCACCAAAAGUAUAAUAAUACAAUCCAAGCCUAAAUCAAAUAGAGCAUAAUCUGCUGCAGGGGCCGUACACUUGAUCGUCAUCAUCACUUGUUGUGAUCAAGAAAACGAAAAUGAAAACGAAUGCGUGGCACAAAUUGAAUCUGAUUGUUCAAGUAGUCCCCGAGUCUCGGUCUCUGUAUCAAAUGUAAAUCAGUGACUGGCAACCGCCACCAGCCCCCUGCACUCGCUCUUUAUUCAAAUUCAACUCAAAAACAGCUGCUAUACUUCAUUACCAUAAGGUUCGCCUUGGCCAGCACACUCCCAAUCCCCUUCAGUUCCGACAUCACCGAAACGAACCAAACCAAACCAAACCGAUCCGAGCGCCCCUCUCUGGCCCGACAUGCAAUUUGAUGUGUGAUUAUGCCUUUUUGUUGCUUAUCAAAAUGAAAAUUCAAAUUCAACUAUAACAGCACAUUGUUUACAACGCCCCCGAACCCCUUUCGCUGGGACACUCGAAUGGCAUCCCAAACAAAACCCGGGGCACAGGCAACAUCAACGGCAGCAACACUUGGAGAGCUGCAAAAGUGACACUUCCAAGAGAUUAAAGUGACAUGUAGUGGUCCGUAUAUUCAGGCUAUAUAGCGACGGAUGGCGGCGGAUAGCGACGGACUGUCUGACGAGGAGACGGACCCGCUGCCAACACCUUCCACCACUCGAGAGUGGGGAAAGUUGGGGGCGGGCAGGGGCAUUGCGAGUCGAGUACGAGUAUUUGUUGGGCUCUAUGCAUAGAUUAAUAAAUUAUAAGCCGCUUCUCUGAAUGGAGUCGCUCUGAUUACACUCACAGAAAUUGGGUGAAAAGCUUAGUUCAAUGUUGAAUAAAUACAUAAAGCCUAUGUAUUUCUGGUCCUAAUUGAAUAAAAUGAGAUGCUAUACGAAUUCUGAGAAAUUUUGAUUUUGCCAAUAGAUUAAUUGAAUUUCAAUUAGGAACGAAAUGUAUAAAAAAUGUUCCAAUGAAGUCAAUUAGAAUUCCAAAUUGUUGCGAGUCUAAAUACAUUUUAAUUGAUUUGAUAUGAAUUACAUGAUAAAAGCAUACUAGUAUUAGCCUAGAGCCACGCAAUUGAAAAUUAGUUUGAGCGUGAUCACCGAUGAUUUAGGAUGUAUACAAAGCUAAAGCUUUUGCUUACUUUCUGGCUAACCAUGCAAUUGGUCAGCAAAACAACUGCCAUGCUUGAGUUUAAAAACAUAAAGUGUGAGUCUGUGGAUAAGGAGUUUUCCGAGUUUGAAUACUGCUAUCUAAAGUCUGUGAACAGGACAUACAAGUAUAUUUCGGCUAAAGUUAAAUUGCUGCAAUUGCCAGUAACCAAUGCUAAGGUUAAUGGAGCACUGUACCAACGACUCAAUGGAUACAAGCCCUUUCUGUACAACAUAACGGUGGAUUGUUGCAAGUUCAUCAAGAAUCAGAAGUACAGUCCCAUUGCUAGCUUCUUUUUCGACACCUUCAAAGGAUUUUCGAACAUAAAUCAUUCCUGUCCGUUCAAUCAUGACAUAAUACUGGAUAAACUAACUGCAGAAUCGGUAUAUCACCGUUUUACUAAUGUUCUACCUUUUCCCGAAGGGGACUAUAUGCUUCAAUUAAACUGGUUUACUUCUGGCCUCAAUCGAAUCAUAUUUAAAGUUUUUGUGUCACUCAAAAAUUGAAUAUUUCAACGAUAAUUAUAAUGUAGAGAACAUGUGGAUUACAAUUAAACUUUUAAUCCUUUGGAUGCUACACUAAUAAACAACAUCAGUUUUGAAACAUGUGAGUUUGAUUAUUAUUUGAAUAAUUCUGCUUGGCUUUCUUCCAGUGCACCUUUCGCUACCCUGUGUUCGCUUUCUUUUCCACUCAAAUCCUGGGGGAAUACGACAGUCAGUCCCCAGAGCAUAUGUACGCCUCCUCCUUCUCCUCCUCCUCCUGGAUCCCCAUCCAUCCAUCUGAUUUUCCUACCCCGCCCCCGCAUCAGAAUGUGAAUGUGAAUGUGAAUGUGGAGCAAUUAAUGUUUGUGUUUUGUCAUUUCAAGCCCGACAUUGCCCGCUGCUCCAUCGUCUUGAUGGGGAUGCUGUUUUUGUUGUUCUUACAUUUUAUGCGCAUAAUUAAGCCGGUGUAUCCGUAAAAGUAUGCGACACUUCCGGCUUGGACAACUGCCAACGAGAGAGUCCCUAUUGGAACUGGGCUUUGUACGGUCUUUUCCUCUGAUUUUAUUAUUAUUAUUUUUACUUUUGCCCCACGGCUUGCUUUCGCAUUGUAAUACAAUUCAUUGAGCAUUGAGCAUGGAGCAUUGAAUCUCGGAACUCUUUCUUUCUUGGCGACAUAUACCUCAGCAUGGCAUUCUUUGGGAAAAAGAAAAGAAGCUGCGGAAAUGCCAAAGCACAAAUGGGAAAAGAUGAUGAUGAUCAGAUCAUCGGCGUGGAGAAAAGCUGAGAAGGAAAUUGGGAAUAUAUAUUUUGAUGUGCUGUAAAUUGUCGAUUAUAUCGCGACGGUCCCACAUCAAGAGAUACAAUCUCGAUUAUCUACGCUUGAAAUUACCAUUUACAUUUGACAGAUCUUUCCUGUUCUCAGUCCGUAAUUGAUAUUCGCCUUUUGUAUCUUCUUUGUUUUAAUGAUAAUUAUCAUUUAGAGCCUAGGAGUAGUAUAAUUAUGGGUCUUCUCAUUUUUUGACAUUUCGUCUCUGUUUUAUUUCAUCGUUCAGAUCGUUUUAUAGAUCUAUAAUCGUUGGAUACUUGAGCACUAAUUGAGGGUCUCAUGUUGGGGCAUCGAAAUUGGCUUGGCCCACAAAAGCUGCCCAUCGAGCUGUAUAUGUUUUUUGGUGAACCUGUUUUGGGGGAGUGGGCACAAAUUCCGAUUCGUUGUCUGGGUCUUCAUCUCCGGCUCCAUCUGAUAUAUUGAUUGUUUGCACUUUGUUUCUCCGUUUCUGCUUUGUCAACUGUUUUCCCCGUACUCAUUGUGAUUUUUUGUGCUCCCAUUGAUUAAGACCCCACGACAUUUACUCCAUCUGCAGCCCGACAUGUUUGACUUUGGCCACGCUGACUUCAGCCUAAUCCCUCGGAUGGGUGGGGGUCGGUAGAACUUUGAUAUGGCUUAUCUCUGUGUCUCGAGAUGGGAGUACAAGAGCAGAGCGAUUUUGACACAUGUCAUAGGCAAUGGACAAACAGAGACCACCUCCCCAAGCGGGAUUCACAACCAACUAGCUCCACUGCUCGUGUAAGCCACAAAAAAACAAAUCACUUGGGGGCAACCCCACCAUCUGGUCGGGGGCGACGGGUGGUGUUGGCUCCCUCGGACGACUUCCCUCCCAGUGGCAUUAUUUGAAUUAAGUGCAUACUUAAGCGUAAUUUAUUGGAAAAUCCACAAGAGCCUCCGGGCGGCUCACUCGGCGGAUUGAGCUGGGCGCCUCCUCCAUCUACCAUAAAUCUAUUGUUUCAGUUGGUGCUCUUAGUCCAGUCGGAGAUUUCUGAGCGGCAGAUGACAUUCUAUCUAUGUGUCUCGGGUUUAUUUGUCCUCUGCUGCUGGCCAGCUCUAUUUGUAUAGUUCUCCGGCAAACUCCACGCCCGUGCAUCCUCCACACAUCUUAUCGCCUGGUGUCAGGCCAAAUGGCAGUAAAAAGAGUGGAAAGUGGGAGGUAGAGUGGGUGAUGGGCAGGAAAAUCGUUGGUUCGGGUACAAUGUGCGGAUGGAAUGUUUAUUGGGAUCGGGAUUUCUGCAAACGACAUCGAUGUCAUUAAAUAUGCCAAGUAGCCAUUCUAAAAUCGUGUUAACGGUCAUUGCUUAUGCAUUAAAGUAAUCAUUUCGGCUCACAGCAAAUGGAAUAAUCAUCAAAUCACUGAAAUGGACCGCCACCAUUAGUGUGUUCAAUGAGAAAUUAAAUUUAAUUCAGAACAUAUUUUAAUUAUUUCUAAACAAAUAUCCAAAGAGAAUGCGCGCACAAGUAUGCAUUGGUUUACAUUUUGUGAUUGAGAGAGAAAAAUGAGUUUAUAUUUUAAUCUUGUGUGAAAUUUGCUCAGCAUUAAUGGUCGAAAAUGCAGGCAUUGUGUAGAGUUUAGUCAUUCUGAUACUGUUUCCAGACAAAACAUUAGCUUAUGACUCUUGUUAAUAUGGAAUUUAUGUGCAUUAGGCAUCCUCACUUGUUUAUUUAGCUCGAAUUCUAACUGGAAAUUUCCCAAUUUGCGUUGCCCAUUUAAUUUGCAAACACAAAUCACUUUCCUGUUAUAACUCUCAACUAAAUUGAUAUUGAGUGCUUUGGAUUCUUCUUGGUAUCAAAUUAUUGUUGUUUUCCUACCUAAGCUUAAUUCGUCGGCACUCUAGACCAACUCUAGUCCACUUGCCAUUUCCAGUUUGGAGCGACUUGGAGGCAGGCUUCUUACUGCGACCACUCCACCGGAUUCUUAGGCUUCCACAUCUUGGGCACAAGAAGAA